Messenger RNA from Fusarium graminearum PH-1, 1065 nucleotides. RefSeq lists its product as uncharacterized. The transcript has 3 exons. The coding region runs from base 1 to 1065 and encodes 354 amino acids. Gene Ontology annotation, molecular function: ATP binding; ATP-dependent chromatin remodeler activity. The record is from RefSeq and is a predicted model, not a curated record. Lineage: Eukaryota; Fungi; Ascomycota; Sordariomycetes; Hypocreales; Nectriaceae.
AUGAAGAUCAGCCGUCAGCAGUAUGCACUGGAGCACGUACUUGCCUCUAUCCAGCCUGUCACGAGCCUCGACCUUGACCAGCUUUGCGAGGAGCACGGUAUUACACCUUGGCCUGAUUUGAAGCUGUACACUGGGGACCGAGCAACAGCCGUCCAGGGAUUGAAGCCGCACCAAGUUGAUGAUGCUGCUGCUAUCGUCGCUCGAGGUUUCACUGAUUACAAGCAUACCUUCGUGUCCAACGACAUGGGCACUGGUAAAACCAAGACCUACUUUACUGCUAUUGAACUCACGCACCGAAAGAAGUUGAAGCAGUACCAAAGCGACAUGGAACAAUACGGCGAAUCAGAUGUCAAGUUCCACCCCACGUUGAUCUUAACAGCGGUCAACUCGAUUUUUCAGACUUGGAAGGAGGGGAAAGAUCAUUUCCCAAGCAUCAACUUGUAUGUCUACUAUGGAACUUCAUCAUCUGACUUCCCAGACACGAAGGCAAAGGUGAUUGAGACCGCGAACUUCAAAGGCAAACUGAAUACAUGGUCUGCAGCGGACUCAAACCCGGAGACAUACCCAACAUGGUCUGGGCGCAACGUACUCAAGCUAGAGCGCCCAUUUGUGUUCAAAGCGGGCAGAAAGCCAGGUCCACGACAGAAAGGGAAGCGGGUUGCCCAAUCUACCGAAGACGAUCAUGAUGAAGAGGGCGAUGUUGAGCCUCACAAGUAUCUCGAAAAGUACCACACAUCAGAGAUCAAAAGAGAUGAUAUCCGAUUCCUCACCGAGGAUACUGCGAGCGCUGCGGAAAAGCCAGAUGGCUGUCUUAUUGAAUACGGUUCCAGGCAAUCAGCUCUCGACAGCAUUGUUUUUGAGCUUGCGAUCGCUGAUGACGCCCAUCUCGCCAAGAAUCCCAACGGCAUCUACAACCACAUGCUACGACUCAUCAACUGGAACAAGCUACUUUGGGUUACUGGAACGCCCAUCUUGAGCUCCUUGCAGGACUUGAUUUCACCAUUGUCGCUGAUGUGGAACGCCUACAAUAUCGCCAUCGAUGUCAGAACGAGCCUUCUCGGCUAG